AUGGAGGAAAGCGGGGAGCCCCAUACGGAGGCUUCCGCAGAUCGUGGGUCAUGGAUGAAGCGUCGCUUACGGGAGCAACGGGCCCAGCAAAAGGAUUCACAACACGUUCACAACAUAGCAGAUGAACGUGCAAAGGCUCUUUUGGAAUAUCGUGCUCGGUGCACUUCCGCGCGUUUCUGGAUCCAGAGCGAGCUGCUAGAUCUGCGUGUUGGCGGUUUUUCCCAUUCAAGCGGAGCCGCAUGCAGUGACAAUUUUCAGUCAAACCCCCAAACAGGGGCCGCUACUUCUCAUGGAGAAAACCCCUCAUGCUUAAACCCAGGAGUGGUUGGAGACCUUCCCGACCUCAUUCGGCAGUACCUCACCUGUCCCUUGCUUUCUAAGCUAUUACAGCAAGACCCUAUUCUAAGCGGCAAGUUAGCCACCCUGGAUCGCGUGCUGUGGCAGCGACGAUCGAAACACGAGACGCAUACUCCUGGAUGGAUGAGUCAUGAACCCCUCUGUCCGGAAUGCUGUUCCUUUGGAGUGCCCCACGGGCCCUCAGAGGCCCCUAGUGCAGUUGUUGUGCCUGUGGCACCUGGGAGCGUGAACAAUCACGGCACCUCACGAACGAGUACAAUGGAUUCUGUUGUAGGCAAUGAGGGUUCGGCUGCUGCUAUUCGGCCAAAGAGGGCAGUAGAAGACGAAAGCAGGCCCGUCACCGCAUGGGUGUCGUGCCAGCAAUGCAUGGAGCACUUUGCCUACAUUGUCGCUUCCCUUCUUGUUUUCCUGAAACCGUCGGAGCUCAGGGACCUUGCCGUUGAGAGGCAAGAGUCGCAGUGUUGUGGCUUCAUCUUCUGCGGCAGAAAAAACAUCCGGACUCCGGAGAAGCGGCGCACAGCGCUGUGGCGAUGGACUCUAGAUUUCGGGGGUAGCAAGGCGCUCUCAGAGGAGGAGCUUGUUCAAUUCUGUUGCAGCCGCUGUUGUAACCGCCAGCAGCAGCUGCUGCGCCUCCUGGACGAAGAGCCAAUGUACACCCGCCCGGGAAUCAAGGAGUGGAUUGGUGACGCUUUGCAGCGAAAGGCAGCGUACCGUCCCCAUCCACACGGCUUUCCAGAGGGAGUCCCUAAGACAGAAGCUUCCUCACGAGUGCAAGAGAAGCAACCAGGAGAAUCCGGGUCUCCUGACUCUGCUUCAGUUUUAGAAAUAUCAGAAAGGAGGGGAGUGAGGCCGGCUUUGGAAAUGAACGAGUUACUGAAUGAUACGGCAGAGAGACUAAUGGAACCCAUAGUGGAGAAGCGGGUGCCGUGUGUUUCCUUCUCUACUGAGUCGUCUAGCGCGGAGCUCACUAAGCUCGACGACAGAGAAGAGGCUGAUGGUACUAAAGUGCCUGUAACUGUUGAGGACGAUAGCAGUGCAGACGAGGCGCCAACCAGAGGCACUAAAAAUCAAGACGGCCAAAGCGUUUGCUUAGUAGAGGGGAGGAGUAGCCUGGCUCGGCAGGCUGCGGUUCCCUUAACUGACAAACGAGGCGGGGCCGUCGGCAGCAGUAGUAUCCUCUUGCUGGACUACAACUCCGCUUCAGGCACUGGCGAACCCGCCAGGACGGUUGCUCCAACAGCCAACACCACAGCACUCCAGCAGCCCCAGGUGGCGUGCGAAGCGGUGACCGCGAAAGCGGAGUCGCCAGCCGCUCCUGAGAAGGCUGCGUCAUCAUCUCCAAUCCGAAAGUUUCUUCAAUGCCCGAAUAAAACUGAGGGGAAUCCAGCAGAAGAAAAACAGCAAGAAGAACGUGGAGAGCCAAGCCUACCCCACGCUGCAGGGCUAAACUCUCAAACAGAACCACCAGUCAAGUCGCGUGGAUCCCGCGUUCGUUUUGCAGAUGAUGAUGAGGAAGACGGUGCAGACGGGGAUGGAGAUGGGGACUCGGGAGCGUCUGUUUUCAAACAUUUCUUCAACUUGCAUGACGACGAUGAUGGACCGGGGUUCUAUAAUCGCUUUGACCGUCAGGCAGUAACAGGUAGUACACAUGCUGCAGGAAGCCAGCUGCGAAACGGUACUGUAGAGCUAAGGAGCAUUCUCAAGCCUUCUACCGAACCUGUUGACCCAUCCCCGCCACCUACCAGUUCCACUACUGAGGCUCAGGUAGGCUACAUGCGGCUCUCGGAUGUGGUCAUUGCAUUUGAUCUUUUGUCUUCUUGUUGCACGGACGCGUCUGCCAAAUUCCUUGCUGGUUACCACCGACGGUACUGCACUUGCUUGUGCGAGGGAGCCACUCCAGCGUCGGGUGAGACCAGCUUUCGAUGUUCUGAGAGCGGCGAGUCACCUAAGCGAGAGAUGGUUGCGGAGGAGGAUGAGUCGAGAAGCUUUCAUUUGAGGAAGGCCAGUGAAGCGGACGAGUCAGAUAAUGUCGCAUGCGUAGAUGGAGAAUCUGGAGAUGACAUUGAGCCGACAGAUUUAUGGAAGAGAAGGCAGCAGCAACUGCUAAAAGCAAUAUUAAGGAGCUUGCCGCCUUCUGCAGACAGUUUCAUUCCACUCAUCACGGAGCUGUGCGAAACUCUGCAGCCGCUUCAGGUUGCCGUCCUUGGAGCAACAGCCAUAGUCGUCAUUCUCAUUGCCAACGACGCCCGCCCCCAACCUGUGGCCAUGCCAAAGGGGAAGGGCAGGAGCCUACGGAUGCAGCAGCGUCAUUUUACUUCGACGACGCACUGA
Molecule: messenger RNA, 2688 nt
Organism: Eimeria tenella
Lineage: Eukaryota; Apicomplexa; Conoidasida; Eucoccidiorida; Eimeriidae
Exons: 4
Coding region: 1-2688 (895 amino acids)
Cellular component (GO): cytoplasm; nucleus
Molecular function (GO): RNA polymerase core enzyme binding; RNA polymerase II CTD heptapeptide repeat phosphatase activity
Source: RefSeq, a predicted model, not a curated record